Molecule: messenger RNA, 1644 nt
Organism: Strongylocentrotus purpuratus (purple sea urchin)
Lineage: Eukaryota; Metazoa; Echinodermata; Echinoidea; Camarodonta; Strongylocentrotidae
Product: toll-like receptor 4
Exons: 1
Coding region: 207-1163 (318 amino acids)
Biological process (GO): signal transduction
Source: RefSeq, a predicted model, not a curated record
AUUAUGAUCUUGGAAAGGGCUUUCCUCCUUUCAUCUUCAGACAGCUGUCCGCUUUGCAAGAACUGAGUAUAGAGUACUGCUCUAUUGAACACCUUCACCACCUCACUUUCCUGGGGUUGGUAUCGCUCCAGAAGCUUAGUUUAAGAGGAAACAACAUUUACCAACUUCAUCAGGAUUUACUUCAAGGGUUGGUGCAAGUCAGAAGCAUGAACCUUCAAGGAAACUUCCUAUCGUAUCUCGAUGAAGCUGUAUUUUCAAGCAAUGCAAAACUUACAAAUCUGUCAUUAGCAAAUAACAAAUUUACCAGUUUCAACCAAAGUACCUUCCAACCAAUCAAACUCUCUCUUUCUUCUAUCGAUCUUUCAAACAACCCAAUCAAUUGCAACUGUGAUUUAAAGUGGCUUCUUGAUUGGCUAAGUGGCCCUAUACAGCUGCUUAAUGAAGAUGAGACUAUCUGCUCGUUAGCAUCUUUGGAUUCCGUUGGGGAGAAACCUUUGCUUGAUUUUGAUCCCAAUGAACUAUGUGGGCUCAACAUUGUUCUUUACUGUGUGCUUUCACUCGCUGCCAUUUGCUUCUUGGUCGUUGUCGGCUUCGUUUAUCAUAAUCGAUGGCAGAUGAGGUUCAAACUCUAUCUCUUGAAGCUGGCGGUCCUCGGGUACAACGAGCUACGGGACGCACGAGACCACAACGACUACGAGUUUGACUUAAACAUCAUCUUCUACGACGACGAUGAACAUUGGAUUCGUGAACAGCUUCAACCGGUUUUUGAAGAACGGCUCCCGCAGUUUGAGAGGAACGUGUUUGGUGAUGACGACCUUGUUCUAGGAAUGCACUACUUGGAUUCCGUUGACUACGUGGUUAGCAGGAGUUACAAGACUGUCAUAGUGCUCAGCAGAGCCGCCGUUCGCGAUCGCUGGUUCAUGCUCAAGCUUCGAAUUGCAAUGGACCACGUGAGUGACACACAGACCGAAUUCGUUGUGGUGCUCUUCCUCGAAGACAUCCCAGAUGAUGAGAUGCCGUUCCUGGCGAGGUUGUAUCUUAGUGAUGGCAGACCUUUUCUUCAUUUGCCAAAUGAAGAAAGAGGACAAGAAUAUUUCUGGAAUGAAUUAGUGAAAAGUUUGACCAUUAAUCUAAGGACCAAUGAUUUGAUUCCGAAUGAGUAGAACGUUUGUGUACGUAAUAAUUGUUUCUUCUUGUUCCUUUUCCUUUUUCUAGUUUACAUACAGUUUACUCUAGCAUUUGACAAGUACUCACUUUAGCUAUUAUUGUGUUUUUUUUUGACAUUUUAGUAGCAAGAUAAUGUUUCUUAUAUGUGUACAUUUUGAGAAGGCCUAGCAUAACGGCCAAGGCAAAGAUCGAGAUAGCCUUACUAAAGUACUUCUCAUUGAUACAUACAUGCAACUGAGAGAUCGAUGAUACAUGCUCAGUUCUUUUCUCAGUGAUGUUCAUUUACUCAUUCCAUUUUCGGAAUUACGAGACUUCGUAAUGCAUAAAAUGUUCGGAAUAAUGAACCCUAUAUUAUUUUCAGAACUAUGAACCCCCCCCCCCCCCUCGGUAGGAGAGAUUUGUAUUCGGGAAUUAAUAACUUACGGAACCCCCGCAAAAAACGAGCAACCCCCGUUGUCUUUAACUUUUCCUUUUUAA